AAUUUUAGGUUUUAUUUUAAAUCCGACAAUUUUGCGCUUUUGAAUUGUUGUGGUUCCGAGCUGUCGACCUUCUCGAAAGCUUUAUCUUCCUUGUGUUCGUGAAUUCUUUGGGUUGUCUUAGGGCUCUUUGUUGUUAAUCAUUCCGGUGUUCGCCGUAUUCUCUGAAUUUAGCUUCUUUCUUUUUGCUUCAACGUGUUUUCGAAUUGAAUUGUCUCUGUAAUGUAACGCUGCAACAAUGCCGGAAUCGAAUCGCCAAGCUUCGAUGUUCAAUUCAGGAGCAAUGACCAAUAAUAUUGAGAGUCAAAUUGAGGAUGAAGACGAAGAUGUUGCGGGCGGCGAGGAGUCCAUCGACAACCCUCAGAUCCGAUUUGAAGAUGGCGCCGUAGCUGUGACGUUUAACGGUGGCGUCCAGGAGGUCACUCCCAAUACUAUCUACGUUCCCAGCUCUGAUUAUCCUCCGGUGGCCGGUAACGGAGGCGCUGACCAGCUCACGCUUUCGUUCCAGGGUGAGGUUUACGUGUUCGAUGCGGUCUCUCCGGAUAAGGUGCAGGCAGUGUUGUUACUUUUGGGUGGAUAUGAAAUCCCUUCUGGCAUCCCUGCUAUGGGAACAGUCCCUCUUAAUCAAAGGGGCAUGAACGACUUUCCUGGGAGGUCAAUUCAACCACAGAGAGCUGCUUCUUUAAGUCGAUUCCGGGAGAAGAGAAAAGAGCGAUGCUUUGAUAAGAAAAUCCGUUACAGUGUGCGGAAAGAAGUUGCACUCAGGAUGCAGCGUAAGAAGGGUCAGUUUACAUCAUCCAAGGCCAUAUCUGAUGAAGCAGGAUCAGAUUCUUCAGUUUAUGGUGCAACACAGGGUCCUGGACAAGAUGAUAGCAUGCAGGAGACUUCAUGUACACAUUGUGGAAUCAGUUCAAAGUCCACUCCAAUGAUGCGUAGAGGGCCAACUGGUCCAAGGACUUUGUGUAAUGCAUGCGGGCUCAAGUGGGCCAACAAGGGAGUUUUACGAGAUCUUUCCAAGGUUUCAACUAUGGGUAUCCAGGAUCCUUCUUUGAAGGCAACUGAACAGGGUGAUGGUGACGCUAGUGAGUCAGAUGCUGUAACUCCGGUUGCAGAGAUUGUCUCCACUGCUAAUGGCGAUAACUCAGCUGUAACUGCAGAAAGAUGAGUGACUACUUGCUAAUCUUGCAGUGCCACUCCAGUUAUUAUAGCAGGGGAAAAAAAGUUUGACCGAUCUAGAUUCAACUGUAGUAAGUUUCAACUUGCUUUGACCGACUGCACAUAUAACGCGGUGUAUUUAGCUUUCUCGAAGAAGUACUUCUUAUAUGUGUCUUGAGUGUAGUAAUGUCCGGGCCAUAAUGAAACCCACCUCUAUUUUUCUUUUCUUUUUCGUUUCACGUGUAUUAGUAUAUCCUCUUUGAAAAAAAUAACACUAUUUUUGUGCGUUUCUUCAUUUUUGCAGCAAUAAUAUUGGCAUUAUUUAUUUCUUCUUCAAA
Juglans microcarpa x Juglans regia is the source of this 1490-nucleotide messenger RNA. Its product is annotated as GATA transcription factor 24-like. NCBI's taxonomy places the organism in Eukaryota, Viridiplantae, Streptophyta, Magnoliopsida, Fagales, Juglandaceae. Gene Ontology annotation, biological process: regulation of DNA-templated transcription. The record is from RefSeq and is a predicted model, not a curated record. The transcript has 7 exons. Gene Ontology annotation, molecular function: protein binding; sequence-specific DNA binding; zinc ion binding. Bases 236 to 1162 code for a protein of 308 amino acids.